AUGUUGAAAUGGGUCCAAUCAGGUCUUUCGGCCGUUGCAGGUACUGCUGAACCAGAAUAUGGUAGAGAAGCUAUUUAUACUGUAAUUGAUUCUAUUAAUCAAGAACAUUUACCAGUAUUUAGAGAAACUACUAUUGAAGAUUUUAAUUGGCAAUCACCAAAUUAUACUAAUGUUGAAACUCAAACAUUUUAUUUUACUGAUUUAUCAAAGGGACAUACAGGAUUUGCUCAAGUAAUUCAUUCAAAUGUUAUGGGAGUUCAUACAACUGCUCAAUUUACUUUUAGAUUAUUUAAUACAAAAGAUGAAAAGGAAGUUAUUUGGUCUUCAACUAAAUUAGAUAAUUUCGAAUAUAAAGGUUCUAAUUUUUAUGCUGAUAAUUUAUCAAUUGAAUUUAUUUCGGAUUCUGAAGUUGAAAUUAAAUCUUCAGUUAAUCCUGAAUCAAUUGUUGAUUUUAAAAUCACUAGAGCUGUACCUGGAGUUAUAUUUGGUAAAGAUGGUUCUACACUUUAUGGUGAAGAUAAAGAAAAUCCUUGGGGUUCAAUGAGACAUUUAUUCUGGCCUCGUUCAAAUGUUGUUGGUACAGUUAAAAGUUCUUCUGAAGAUACAGAACAAGUACUUUAUGAUAUUAAUGGUUAUUCUAUGUUUGUUAUGGCUUUACAAGGUAUGAAGCCUCAUCAUGCUGCUAAAGCUUGGAAUUUUAUGAACUUUCAUUCUUCAAAUUAUUCUGCCGUAACAAUGGAAUUUACAACUCCUCCAUCUUAUGCUAAUACUAAAGUAAAUAUUGGUAUUAUCUCUUCAAAGGAUAAAAUUUUAUUUGCUACUGUUGGUAAUCAUGUAAUUCAUAAAGAUUCUGAAGUUGAUGAAAUUGGAUGGUCAGUUCCUAAAUCUAUAGAAUUUAAUUAUGUUGAAUCAAAUGAAGAAGAUGAAGAUGAAGAUGAAGAUAUUGUUGCCUCUGUUAAAGGUAAUUUAUCAACUUUAGUAGAAAGAGUUGAUGUUAUGGCAGAAAUCCCUCAAUUUGUUAAGAAUAUCGUUAGUGGAGUUGCUGGUACUAAACCUUAUAUUUAUCAAUAUUGUAAUGAAUUUGAUAUUACAGUUAAAGAAUCUAAAAUUCAUUCAAUUGAAAAUGAUGUUACUGAAUCAGGUAUUGGAUUCACUGAAGUUACCUUUAUCUCCGAAUAA
This is a messenger RNA of Scheffersomyces amazonensis, 1179 nucleotides long. It is a transcript of the gene SVF1, whose product is annotated as Svf1p. The transcript has a single exon. Gene Ontology annotation, biological process: response to oxidative stress. Gene Ontology annotation, cellular component: cytoplasm. The record is from RefSeq and is a predicted model, not a curated record. Lineage: Eukaryota; Fungi; Ascomycota; Pichiomycetes; Serinales; Debaryomycetaceae. The coding region runs from base 1 to 1179 and encodes 392 amino acids.